GCCAUGGAAGGAGCAAAUGUAAGUUCCCCCAGCACAAUCGUCCUGUUGGGCUUCUCAGAUCGCCCGUGGCUGGAGAUGCCCCUCUUUGGAGUGGUCCUGGUGGCGUACGUCCUCACUUUGAUGGGGAACAGCUCCAUCAUCUUUCUCUCCGCAGUGGAGCCCAGACUUCAGACCCCCAUGUACUUCUUCCUGGACAAUCUCUCAGUGCUGGACCUCUGUGUCACCUGCACCAUUGUCCCCCAGCUGCUGGCCAACCUCUGGGGACCAGACAAGACAAUUGCUUCCUGGGGGUGCUUCACCCAGGCCUACCUCUUCCACUGGACAGGGUGCACUGAAUGCGCCCUGCUGGCGGUAAUGGCCUUUGACCGCUACGUGGCUAUUUGCCGGCCGCUGCGGUACACUCUUAUCAUGCGUCCCCAGGUGUGUGUACAACUGGCAGCUGCCGCCUGGUGCAGUGGCCUGGCCAAUUCAAUGCUCCAGGCCACGCUCACACUUCAGCUCCACCGCUGUGGUCACCACACACUAGACCACUUCUUUUGUGAGGUGCCUGUUCUGAUCAAGCUGGCCUGUGGUGACACCACUGCUAAUGACCUGUCCCUGGCUCUGGGAGCCAUCCCCUUUGCACUGGUGGCCCCCUUGCUCGUACUCCUCUCCUACACAUUCAUUGCCAGGGCUGUGCUGAGGUUGCCUUCAGCUCAAGGAAGGUACAAAGUGAUCAGCACCUGUAGCUCCCACCUGUUAGUGGUCCUCAUGUAUUUUGGACCAGCCAUCUACAUGUACCUUCAGCCUCCUGCCAAUAGCACUCAGGCCAAGUUCAUGUCCUUCUUCUACUGUGUAAUCACCCCUCUGCUCAAUCCACUUAUCUACACCCUGAGAAACAAGGAUGUGCAGAGAGCAUGGAAGCGGAUUCUGCAGCCCCAGGGAGUGGUCAAGUCCUAA
This is a messenger RNA of Artibeus jamaicensis (Jamaican fruit-eating bat), 939 nucleotides long. RefSeq names its product olfactory receptor 2B11. Lineage: Eukaryota; Metazoa; Chordata; Mammalia; Chiroptera; Phyllostomidae. Gene Ontology annotation, biological process: G protein-coupled receptor signaling pathway. Gene Ontology annotation, cellular component: membrane. The record is from RefSeq and is a predicted model, not a curated record. Gene Ontology annotation, molecular function: olfactory receptor activity; G protein-coupled receptor activity. The transcript has a single exon. Bases 4 to 939 code for a protein of 311 amino acids.